Messenger RNA from Acaromyces ingoldii, 1681 nucleotides. RefSeq names its product prim-pol domain-containing protein. Gene Ontology annotation, cellular component: alpha DNA polymerase:primase complex. Bases 123 to 1562 code for a protein of 479 amino acids. NCBI's taxonomy places the organism in Eukaryota, Fungi, Basidiomycota, Exobasidiomycetes, Exobasidiales, Cryptobasidiaceae. The transcript has 4 exons. The record is from RefSeq and is a predicted model, not a curated record. Gene Ontology annotation, biological process: DNA replication, synthesis of primer.
CAGUCAGUCCCCCUCCACGCUGCUUGAAGGCGUGCCCCGUGCUCGCGCGCGCCUCAGCGCGGUUUUCGCGUUCAAUUUCGGCGACGCGAUUCUUAAAGUCACCACCAACCAACACCUCGACAAUGGCUGCUGCUGCUGUUCUGCCGCCGGUCAGGCCUCCUCCGCCGAUGGACGUUGACAUCGAAGAGGACGACGACCAAGAGCUAGACAAGGUUUUUGCGCAAGUCGACGAGAAGAGCUUGGACCAGAUCGACUCGGCGGAGCCGAUGGCAAUCCUGGCAUACUACCGCCAUCUCCUGCCGUGGAAGCACCUCUUUCUCUGGCUCAAUCGAUCGUCGAGCCCCACCGUCGCGACGCGCAACUUUACGCAUCGCGAAUUUGCAUUCACGCUCCAGAAUGAGGCUUACCUCAGGUACCAGUCCUUCUCGUCGGCAGAGGAGCUCAAGAGGGAGGUGUGCAGGCUCAACCCUGCUCGGUUCGAGAUUGGGCCAGUCUAUACUGCCAAGCCGAAAGAUCGCAAGACUGUGCAGAAGACCAUGUUCAAGCCCGUGUCCAGGGAGCUGGUAUUCGAUAUCGACAUGACCGACUACGAUGAGAUCCGAACGUGCUGCUCGGGAAAGGGCAUCUGCAAGCGCUGCUGGGCAUUUAUUGCCGUCGCAGUCGAGGUUCUCGAUGCGACACUCCGGCAGGACUUUGGUUUCAAGCACCUCCUUUGGGUGUAUUCCGGACGGAGAGGUAUCCACUGCUGGAUCAGCGACGAUGAGGCAUGCAGUCUGAGCGACGAGGCGAGAAAGUCGCUCACGGGCUGGCUCGACGUCGUCAAGGGCAGCGCAAAUCAGGUCAAAAAGGUCGACGCAGGCCCGAUCAAUGCGCACGGCCGCACGCUCCAUCCCAGCCUCCGACGCGCCAUUGGCGGCGAAGGUGAGGCUUCUGGGCCGCUGAAGCGGGCUUUCGUCUCAACAAUCCUCGAGGACCAAGACUGCUUCAAGCAAAAGUCGCAUUCGGACACACUCCUCGAACUGCUCCCGGCAAGCGAGGCAGAUGCCAUCGGCCGGCUACGAGCAAAGUGGGAGAAGGAGCCCUUUCGGUCGAGCACGAACAAGUGGACGGACAUUAUGGAGCAGGCCUCGCGGGCGGGCGACAAGAAGCGUAAUGCGAUCUGGAAGCCGUGCCUGGAGGAUGUGAUCCUGCAGUAUACCUAUCCUCGAAUCGACUUGGAGGUGUCGAAGCAUCUCAACCAUCUGCUCAAGUCGCCCUUUGUCAUUCAUCCGGGCACGGGCAGGGUAUGUGUACCGCUUGACCCGGCCAACAUCUGGGCUUUUGAUCCGACGGACGGGUGCCCGACGGUGGCUCGGCUGCUCAAGGAGCUUCAGACCGUCGACGCCGACGCUGGUGUGACGGGCAAGCGAGGCGACAAGGUCUUGACAAACGUAAAGGGCAACUGGGAAAGAACAAGCCUGAGACCCUUUGUUGAGAUCAUGGACCGGCACUGCCAGGCCAUCAUGAAGGAGCAGAAGUUCAUCAAGCAGGAGAUGGACUCCAAAUCCGUCGAUGCGUGGUAAUUUGUGAUCGUCUCACUGUCUCUCCUUACUCUGUAAAAGUACAUGCUUGCUUGUCAUUAUCAUACUACAAUACACUUGACAAGGCGCUGCAGCGACCGUCAGUCCUCCAAAUCGAAGCU